AAUCACGGCGCUCGGUAUAUUACAAUCGUAUCCUACAAAGUCGAUUGUAUUCGGAAGUAAACAUUGAGGAGUAAAGAUUAUUAUCGUACAUCCUCAGUUUUGUCAUUCAUCAACUAUGGAUGCAUCUUCACCUUUGGCGGCCAUGCGCCCCACCCCGACUCCGGCUUGGGGACAACAGUCUCGCCAUUACUUGCCUUCCCGGAACCCUUUUGGAUCCGGUAACAUUGCUAUUCGCGAGCAGCUGCAUCGAUCUAACACCGAUUAUUUCAACAACUCGACAGUCCGAGGUUCUUCUCCUGCUGCUAGUCUUGCAGCAGACCUUUCGCAAAACUUCCGAAUUGAUAGCGAGGAUAGUCCCCGAUUUCCGACUCCGCGUCGUGCACUUUUUACAUCAAAUAUGAUGGAAGCCAUCGAGAAUCGGGGUUACGUUACGACUCCACCGCUACCAAUGACUUCCUCUCCUUUGGGAGGAUUCGAUGCCAUGGAUAUCUCGCCCUUACCUAAUAAGGAGCCAUUCUUCAGCUCAUUCGAGGUCGCCUCGCCUACACCUCAGGGGACGCCUGGGGAUGAUGUGAUGAUGGAGUCGCCUAUACCUGUGAGCCGACAAUCUUCCAUGGGCUUGGAGCCGUCGAAGGUGUUGUUUGAUAGCCGAAAGCGAGGAGGAUUGCGCCGGCCCUCUCUAUCUCGAACCAAGGGUCACUCUACCAGCGCUCUUCUCUCCACUAAGUUGCAUCCAGAAAAUCAAGUUUCUACUUUUCGCUUUGGGCCCCAAUCUGCAACAAUGUCUCCUGGCGACUGCUUCGACGACUCCCCACUUCAAGAUCGGAGACCCUCUACGGCGCAUAGCCCUACCCCUGGCAAUGCUGGCUGUGCCCGGUCCAAGGCUCAGUUCGCAACACUUAACGGAGCUCGAGAUAUUCGCACAGGUUCAGGUUCCCCUAUUCCCAGCCACGUUCGUCGGGUCUCAAAUCCAUUUGCACGACCUCGUCGGCAGUACCGUCGAUCGAUCAGCAUGUUUGACAGCCCAGACGAUGUUGUGAAGGCUAGCUCGGAAGAACCUGCUUCCCGUAGCACGUUACAAUCCGUGAUGGACAUCGAGGAAUCCCAAGACCCGAUUCUACCUCAUUUCUACCCUGAUGGCGAGAACGAUAGUAUCCCGAGAAUUUCGAGAGAUACUUUCCUUGAUGUAUUAGAUGGAAAAUUCAACGAUAUUUACACGCAGAAGAUGGUAAUUGACUGUCGAUUCGAAUAUGAGUAUGAAGGAGGUCAUAUUGAUGCGGCUAUCAACUACAAUGACAAGGAACUCCUGGCGAAGCACCUCUUCGAGAACCCUAUGGAUGGGAAGACACUGUUGAUUUUCCACUGCGAAUAUUCUGCUUGCCGUGCACCAAUGAUGGCCCGCCACAUCCGGGCAUCGGACCGCAUGGUCAACGCAGAGUACUAUCCUCGACUGACGUACCCGGAAGUUUAUAUCCUCGAUGGCGGAUAUAGCGAGUUCUUCAUUGAGAAUCGCGAGCGCUGCUAUCCGCAAGCCUACGUCGAGAUGGGUGCUGAGGAGCACGCUAGAACUUGCGAGCGCGAAUUGGGCAAGUUGCAACAGAAGCGAAAAGGUCUGGGUAGAGCCAAGACCUUUGCUUUUGGGCAUCGAGAGUCCAUGGUUGAAGCCUCUCCUACUGCGCCUGAAAGACGCUAUGAACACCCUUCGCCAGUUAUGAUGAUUGGCAACUCACCGAUCCUUGGCAACAACCGAUCGCCUGCCCGUCGCAUGGCAUCCUUUUAAAUAUCUGCAGGCCUUUUCUAGGUCCAGGCCAGAGCAAACCCGAGACUACUGUCUCUUUCCUACUGACACUACUAGUCGUCGCACUACUCAUCAAAUCUUUGAUGUCCUUAUUUCCGACUGGGUUAUUUGAUUUAGUCGACUUUGUUUUUAUUAUACCCAUUUUUUCGUUUCAGCAUUAGACAGGCAUUUGCAUAGCAUACCGGCCGGUUGCAUUGCCCUGAGCUAUGUUGGAUCCGGUAUCUGAUUUGCUCAUUG
Daldinia decipiens is the source of this 2035-nucleotide messenger RNA. Its product is annotated as Rhodanese-like protein. Gene Ontology annotation, molecular function: protein tyrosine phosphatase activity. The transcript is spliced from 4 exons. The record is from RefSeq and is a predicted model, not a curated record. The coding region runs from base 116 to 1780 and encodes 554 amino acids. Gene Ontology annotation, biological process: positive regulation of G2/MI transition of meiotic cell cycle; positive regulation of G2/M transition of mitotic cell cycle; protein dephosphorylation. NCBI's taxonomy places the organism in Eukaryota, Fungi, Ascomycota, Sordariomycetes, Xylariales, Hypoxylaceae. Gene Ontology annotation, cellular component: cytoplasm; nucleus.